CCGCCAGCCGCACCGAUAAAGGAGUUCAUGCCCGCGGACAAAAAUUUACUUUGCGGCUCGAUUUGCUUUUUUCCCAAGCGAGAUUGUUUAGUUUAUUAAAAAAAGUGCUUAGUAAAUAUGUUCUAGUUAAAAAGGUUCAAAAAGUAGAGGACAGUUUUCACCCUAUUCGCCAAGUUCUCCGUAAAGAAUACCGCUAUUUUAUUAAUGUUGGUAAAUACGAUAUCUUUCAAAAGAAUUAUCGCUGA
Messenger RNA from Funneliformis geosporum, 245 nucleotides. The record is from the annotation of a GenBank genome assembly. NCBI's taxonomy places the organism in Eukaryota, Fungi, Glomeromycota, Glomeromycetes, Glomerales, Glomeraceae.